Messenger RNA from Polyodon spathula (Mississippi paddlefish), 1840 nucleotides. Its product is annotated as putative zinc finger protein 286B. Bases 182 to 1525 code for a protein of 447 amino acids. Gene Ontology annotation, molecular function: DNA-binding transcription factor activity, RNA polymerase II-specific; RNA polymerase II cis-regulatory region sequence-specific DNA binding. Gene Ontology annotation, biological process: regulation of transcription by RNA polymerase II. The record is from RefSeq and is a predicted model, not a curated record. Lineage: Eukaryota; Metazoa; Chordata; Actinopteri; Acipenseriformes; Polyodontidae. Gene Ontology annotation, cellular component: transcription regulator complex; PcG protein complex. The transcript has 3 exons.
GUUUAUGUGUGGAGAGCUGGCUGCGGGCGCUGCUGCUUUACUGCACGCUGCCUCCUGCUGUUUAAACUAUUCAGCUUGGGGUGAAAUGUUUUCUAGUAAUUUGUGAUUUCGUGUUUAUUACGUGCACGGAGUUCCGGGAAGAGGAUUCCGCUAGACCAGUCUCCCAGUAAAACCAGUGCAGAUGGAGGUCAGUGUCUCCGUGUCGCUCUUUGAAGACGAGCUCGCCUCUGCCGUCGAGCUCGCAGUGAAAGCGGCUGUGGACUCCGUCUUGUGUGCGGUUACUAAAGCUGUCGGCAGCAAAUUCACUGAAUUCCGAGUGGAAAUGACUGGAAAGGAGAAAGAGAUUGAAAGUCUGAAGCGGAGAUUGGAAAUAUCAGAGAGCGAGCUGAGAGCCGUGCGAGGGUGUGGAAACACUGCAGAUACAGACAUCAAACACGCUUUCAUAUUUCAGGAUCCCAAAGAGAGCUACGCCAUCCCUCAAUCUGAAGCACAAGAGGGGCCAAAGGUAGAAGCAGUUUCCACACAAGAGGAGUCCUUUGACCAGAAGUGCUGUGCAAGCCUAAUGCAGGUUACAGAGCUGACAUUAAUUAAAGAUGAAGAGGUCCCGCAACAGGAAUGUGUUCCUAUUAAAGAGGAAUUCAUAGAGCAGGAAUAUGUCUCCAUCGCAGAGGAACUUCCUCAUGAAAAUAAUGUCUGUACACUUGGGGAGAACAAGAAGCUGGGAUCCAGCCUGUGUGAUGAUUCUCCAUCAGAAUGUGAACUGGGAUGUAGAGGUUCUAAAGUAGAUGAAGGAAAACACGACUCCACUCCAUCAACCCAGUGCAAAAACGCUUCUAGUUGCAAACCACAGUGGAAGAAGCACAGAGAAAUGACACCCCAAGAAGAGUAUGUGAAGACAUUGAGGACUCACUCAGUUAAAAUUCCUUCUUUACAAGACAGACCCCCUCUUACUGUGGAGAGUACAGAGACACCACAUUCUGCAUGUUCUAACAGUUCUGAAACCCAGGGCAACUUGAAGACCUUGCCUUAUUCUAUUAAAGGUGGGAAGAAUUCCUGUCAGUUAGACGUUCCUGAAACUCACAAGGGAAAUCCCACAGGAGGGACUACAUUUUCCUGGGCUGAUUGUGGGAAGAGUUUCAAUCAUAUGUCACUGUUUAAAAGACACCAGCGCAUUUACACAGGAGAGAAGCCUUCCCACAUACAGUCCAAUGAUAAGAGUUUCACACAGUUAGGGAAUCUUCAUUCACACCAGCGCAUUCACAUGGGAGAGAAACCUUAUCACUGUGCUGUUUGUGGGAAGAGAUUCAAUCACUCAGGAAACCUUAAAACCCACCAGCGCAUUCACACAGGAGAGAGACCUUAUCACUGUGAUGUUUGUGGGAAGAGAUUCAGUCAGUUAGGAGACCUUAAAAAACACAAGCGCAUUCACACAGGAGAGAAACCUUAUCACUGUUCUGUUUGUGGGAAGAGAUUCAGCCAGUUAGGACACCUUAAAAGACACAAUAAAAUUCACACAGGUGUGUAAUCCUAUCCCUGCUCUUUUUGUGAACAAAAGUUAAGUCAGUUGCUGGCUCUUGCAGGACUUGAGAACAUUCUCAGAAUUGCAGACGCUUGAGCACACCUAAACAACAGGAGUGCGUUUGACUAAAUACAGUGUUAUUUACUGAAAACAAAAGAAUAAGCUUGCUUGAUAAAUAAGGUCACUCUUAAUCACAAUUUGUUCAGAGCAAAAACUCACAGACUAAAAAUAUUAACAACUGCAUCUGUAUUCAUCAUCUUGUUGAGCUUUCUGAUUUUGUUAUAUCACAUUAGUAAUAUAUUAAACAGAUUGUAUUAUGAA